This is a messenger RNA of Chelonoidis abingdonii (Abingdon island giant tortoise), 3328 nucleotides long. It is a transcript of the gene HGF, whose product is annotated as hepatocyte growth factor. Lineage: Eukaryota; Metazoa; Chordata; Testudines; Testudinidae. Gene Ontology annotation, molecular function: signaling receptor binding; serine-type endopeptidase activity. Gene Ontology annotation, biological process: proteolysis; positive regulation of protein phosphorylation; hepatocyte growth factor receptor signaling pathway. The record is from RefSeq and is a predicted model, not a curated record.
GUGCACGGGGUCCUUGCACGAGCCAUCUCCUCUCCUCCUCCCUGCGAGUUGCUGGGCAGCCUAGCGGCAGCAUGUGGGCCAACAAACUCCUGCCGGUCCUGCUGCUCCAUCUGCUGCUGCUGCUUCCCAUCACCAUCCCUUUGGCAGAAGGCAAAGGGAAAAGGAGAAAUGCUCUUCAUGACUUCAGAAAGACAGGCGAGACUAUGCUAAUUAGAUCAGACCUAUCACUAGUGGGAAAAACCAAGCUGUUAAACACCACAGAGCAAUGUGCCAAGAGAUGCAGCAGGAAUAAAGGCUUUUCAUUCCCUUGCAAGGCCUUUGCUUUUGACAAAGCUACGAAACGAUGCCAUUGGUUCUCUUUCAAUAGCAUGACGAAUGCAGUGAGGAAGAAGCAAGACCAUGCGUUUGAUCUAUAUGAAAAGAAAGACUACAUUAGAAACUGUAUCAUUGGGAAAGGCGCAAACUACAAGGGAACAAUAUCUGUUACCAAAAGUGGCAUCCAGUGUCAGGCAUGGAAUUCUAUGAUACCCCACGAACACAGCUUUUUGCCUUCGAGCUAUCGGGGUAAAGACCUACAGGAAAACUACUGUCGGAAUCCCCGUGGAGAAGAAGGAGGGCCUUGGUGUUUUACAAGCAAUCCAGAGAUACGCCAUGAAGUCUGUGACAUUCCUCUCUGUUCAGAAGUUGAAUGCAUGACCUGCAAUGGAGAAAGUUACAGAGGGCCAAUGGAUCACACUGAAUCAGGCAAGGAAUGCCAGCGCUGGGACCUUCAGAGACCACACAGGCACAAAUUCAGACCAGAGAGAUAUCCUGACAAGGGCUUUGAUGAUAAUUACUGCCGCAAUCCUGAUGGCAAGCCGAGACCAUGGUGCUACACUCUUGACCCUGACACCUCGUGGGAGUUCUGUGCAAUUAAAACGUGUGCUCAGAGCAUUGUGAACAUCACUGAUGCUGCCGUAGAAACGACAGAGUGCAUCAAGGGGCAAGGUGAGGGCUACCGAGGUACCAUGAACACCAUAUGGAGUGGAGUCCAGUGUCAGCACUGGGAUUCCCAGUUUCCUCACCAGCACAACAUCACUCCCGAAAACUUCAAGUGCAAGGAUUUAAGAGAGAACUACUGCCGAAAUCCAGAUGGAUCGGAGUCACCUUGGUGUUUUACUACUGACCCAAACAUUCGGAUUGGUUAUUGCUCCCAAAUACCUAAGUGUGAGGUGUCAAGUGAACAAGAUUGCUAUCGUGGGAAUGGCAAGAAUUACAUGGGGAAUUUGUCUAAGACAAGAUCUGGGCUAACUUGCUCCAUGUGGGACAAGAAUAUUGAUGACUUAAGGAGGCACAUACCAGUAUUCAGGGAACCAGAUAUUAGCAAACUGAAGAAAAACUACUGCCGCAAUCCAGAUGAUGAUGCUCAUGGUCCCUGGUGCUACACAAGCAAUCCUCUCAUUCCCUGGGACUACUGCCCAGUUUCUCGAUGUGAAAGUGAUACAACUCCUACUGCAACCAAUAUAGACCAUACUGUCAUUUCUUGUGCCUCAACCAAACAUUUGAGAGUUGUAAAUGGAAUCCCAACACAAACUAACGAAGGAUGGAUGGUUAGUUUGGUCUACAGGAAUAAACAUAUCUGCGGAGGUACUUUGGUAAAGGAAAACUGGGUUCUAACAGCAAGACAAUGUUUUCCUUCUCGGUACAAAGAUUUGAAAGACUAUGAAGCCUGGCUUGGAGUUCAUAAUAUCAAAGGAAGAGAAGAGAAACAUAAACAAGUUCUGAAUAUCUCCCAGUUGGUGUAUGGACCUGAAGGGUCUGAUUUGGUAUUAUUGAAACUUGCCAGAGCUGCAGUAUUCAAUAAUUUUGUGGAUCUAAUCAGACUGCCCAUUUCUGGAUGUACCAUUCCAGAGAGGACCACCUGCAGUGUUUACGGAUGGGGACACACAGGAUUGAUUCAAUUUGAUGGCCUGCUCCAAGUUGCAAACCUAUUUAUUAUGGGAAAUGAGAAGUGCAACCAAUAUCUCAAAGGGAAGAUUACUGUGAAUGAGUCAGAAAUCUGCGCUGGGGCUGAGGGCAUUGGCACUGGACCGUGUGAGAGGGAUUAUGGUGGCCCCUUGGUCUGUGAACAAAACAGGAUGAAAAUAAUAGUGGGUGUUAUCGUUCCUGGCCGCGGAUGUGCCAUUCCAAAUCGUCCUGGGAUUUUUGUCAGAGUGGCAUAUUACUCCAAGUGGAUACGCAAAAUCUUGUUGACGUACAAAUCUGAGUUAUAGCUGAAUAUUUCCCACAAAAGCACCAAUUCCAUACACAUGAAGAUUUCAGAGAGCAUGAAAUUAAUGUGUAAUGUAAAGAUCCAUGAUUUUUUAAAAAACUACUUGAUAGUCAAGUUUCUUGAUCUUCUAUUGAUAUUUAUGGGUGUUUUCUAAAGAUUUUGUCUAUCAGUGUUUUAUAGAUGUUGAAGUGAGCUACGGUAUAUGCAAGUAUGGUGACAUAUCUCCUGAAGAUACUUGAAUGGAUAAAAAAAAUUGCAAAGAUACUAUUGCUGAAUGCAGAAGUGUUUUGUGGAAAUAGCUCAUGUAGCUUCUUUAGGCUGCUUCUCCAGAUCAGCUUGUACAUGAGAAACAAAGAAAGCCUUUUUUUCUUUACCACCCCUUACUCUUGCUACGUACCAUAUACUGCUCUCUGUUUGUGGCAAAAAUUCUAUUGAGAGUUGUGUGCAUUGAUCAAGAACAGCAUAUAUGGACCUAAUUCUCUUCCCCCAUAUGCAGAAUUUAAAUAUGUUAAAUGCCAAACUUAAAAUAUAAUCUCUUUAUUUGCUCAUUUCAUUGUGGGCCCAAUUCUGCAAGCCCUCCAUGAGAAGAGCUCUCAUUGAAGUCAAUGGGAACUCCUUUUACAUAGGAUUUAUAGGAUCUGGCUCUGUUCUUGCUGUCCUAAGGGAUAUUACACUAUAUCCUAUGGUUGAGGGAUGAGACAGAGAAACAGGUUGAUUAGCAAGUUAUCAGUCUUUUUUGAAUUGUCCCAGGGUACAUCUCUCUGCGGCUGGAGAUGUAAUUCACUGCUCAGGUAGAUGUAGACAAACCUAUACGUGCUAGAUUUGAUUGAGCUAGCAAGUUAAAAAUAGUAGCUGUUGGUGCUAGCAAUGGCAUGGACUAGCAUCCUGAAUACUUAUCUAGAGUCACUGAUGGGAUUGCAGUCAGGCGACUAGCCCAUGCAGCUGCCCGUGUUUCUGUGGCUACAUAGCUAUUUUUAGUGGGCUAGCUCAAUCAAAGCUGGAAACUACACCUCCAGCUGCAGUCAGGGCCGGCGCUUCCAUUAGGCAACCCGAGGUGGUCACCUAGGGCGCCAGGAU